Xyrauchen texanus (razorback sucker) is the source of this 7419-nucleotide messenger RNA. Its product is annotated as myosin phosphatase Rho-interacting protein-like. Lineage: Eukaryota; Metazoa; Chordata; Actinopteri; Cypriniformes; Catostomidae. The record is from RefSeq and is a predicted model, not a curated record. Gene Ontology annotation, cellular component: actin cytoskeleton. Gene Ontology annotation, biological process: actin filament organization. Bases 730 to 4566 code for a protein of 1278 amino acids. Gene Ontology annotation, molecular function: actin filament binding. The transcript is spliced from 25 exons.
UGUGAGCGCACACGGACCCGUGUGAUCAGCUGUGACCGUGGGAAACGAACCCAGACGUGCAAAAAUCCGCAUUUGGGCUGGAAACCGUCAAGAAAAGCAACAUUAAACCACAUCAUGGAGUUUAAGGAUUCUUGUCGUCACGCAUCGCUCAAAGGUUCACCGGAAGCUGUGAGCUAGUAUAAAGUAAACGGCUUCUCUUGAGCGCUGUUUACUUUGCGUGUUUUUUUUACAAGUUUGCCAUAUUACCCUGGAACUCGUACUGUAACGCAUCAGCGCGCGUCCGUGUGCCUGCGGGGGAGCGGGGACGCGCACGAACUGAAGCCCCCCGACAGAACUCAAUCUAGGAGAGCUCGGACCGUCAGCCGAGAACACCCGGGGAUGGACGGUCUGGGUCGGGCUGGGCUCUUAUUUACACUGGAGUUUUGGCCAAGUAAAUCUUGAAAAAUAAUUUUUAAAUAAUUAUAUGUAAUUAUCAAAGCUGGAGAAUAACGCGAAAGCACUUUUGGUGGUAAAUUAUUAAUAAUAAUAAUAAUUAUAUUUAUAUUAUUAUUAUUAGUAUCUUACCCUACGAGUGGGUCCUGUUAGUAUAGGUGUAAAUAAUUAUUUCUCCGAGUUUGUGAUGAGGCGAACCGGAGGUCGGACUGCAGCACGCGGGGGAGGACUCUCCGGUGGAAUUAUUGCGCAGCUUUUAAAAUAACGGGAAAACGGAUCACGGACUGAGACGCACACAUGGCACAGAGUAUGUCUGCGAAAGAAAACGCCUGCCGCAAAUUCCAGGCCAAUAUUUUCAACAAAAGUAAAUGCCAGAACUGCUUUAAAGCGCGAGAGGCUCACCUGCUCACAGAUGAAGACGUCACACAGGCGAAACCCAUCUAUGGUGGAUGGCUGCUCCUGGCACCUGAAGGAACCAACUUUGACAAUCCUCUACACAGAUCACGGAAAUGGCAAAGACGCUUUUUCCUCCUGUACGAGCAUGGACUGCUGCGUUAUGCACUGGAUGACAUGGCGACCACUCUCCCACAGGGCACCAUAAACCUGAAUCAGUGUGUGGACGUUGUGGAUGGUGAAAGCCGGACGGGACAGAAGCAUUCGCUGUGUAUCUGCACACCUGAUCAAGACCAUUACCUACGAGCUGAGAGCAAAGAGGUCAUACAUGGGUGGCAGGAGGCGCUGAUGGUGUUUCCUCGAACCAACAAACAAAACCAGAAGAAGAAAAGGAAAGUGGAGACGCCCACCCCACAGGAACCGGGUCCUGCGAAGGUGACCGUCACUAGUGCGAGUGGUAGCAACAGCAGUAUGGUGUGUCUGCCCAGCACUAUAGCUCAAGCUGAGAGAGUGCCACCCACCCAAGCUUCCCUGUGGCAGGAGGAAUCAUGGAGUCGAGCUGCUGUACCAACAACCUGUCCUUCCUCCAAUCUGAGCCAACAUUCAGAGGAAUCAAGAAGCUCAAGUGUUGGUCGUAAGCCUCGGGUGGAGAGUGGAUAUUUUUCACUGGAAAAAAACAAACCCGAACAAGACGAAGGACGACCGCAUCAACGUCAGCGCGAGCCGGAGUCCGAACUACCGCAGCAGCUUCCCACUCUUUUCUCUACUUCCUUUUCCUCCUCUCGCUCCAGGUAUCUGUCCAUCGACCCUGAACAUAUCAGCUCCCCAGUCAACACACAGAUGCCACAAAACAACAUGACACACACUGUUGCUAACACACCGACUUCUGAUGACGCCAGCGCUAACAAACACAACACACACUCUGACAACACGCAAAGACCUGUUAGAUCAGAUAAGCAUCUUUCACCUGAAACACACACUCAUGACUCCGUGGACGCCACAUCAUUGGGUUUCCAGACCUCGGCUAAACUCCGCUCCCCGACAUGCACCCAUCACAGCCCGGAAACGCACUCAAACUCACAUAUAAGCCACACAAACAUUCUCCCAUCAUCCCUGUCAUCUUCUCAGAGCUCUUUGGACUCUGAUUUGAGUCCCCAAAACUGCAGCUCUGUGCCCAGUGUGGGCGGAGCCUCGGGCAGGGUGGGGCGAGUUGGGCAGAGUUACGCCGCCUUGGCAGAUGUGCCGCGGGCGCUAAGACUCCGUCAUCGGGAAACAUUCCGAUCCAAUCAGAGGCGACCGGAUCUGAGGGCACGAACAAGGAGCCCGGGCAGGGAGGAAGUAGAACGACUGUUCGGACAGGAACGAAGGCGCUCGCAGGUUAUCGAGAGAUUUGAGUGUAAUGACGCUGUCGACACUCCUGAGCAAAUGGACACAACAAGUUCUUUAACAGAGUCCGCCCUUUCCUACUCUAGAACGGCCAAUCAGAGAGCAGGACGCAAUGAGAGACGCCUCUCCAACCAGAAACAGGAGUUUUCGUUGGAUUCAAGUAAAGGCCGAACAGAUGCUGUUUCAUCACUAACUGGUUACAGAAGAGCCAAAAGUCUGGACCGCAGAGCCACGGAGACACUCAUGGCUCCUGACCUGCUGAACUUUAAGAAAGGAUGGAUGACCAAACUAUACGAGGAUGGACUGUGGAAGAAACACUGGUUUGUUCUGACGGAUCAGAGUUUGAGGUACUAUCGGGACUCCAUCGCUGAAGAGGCUUCUGAUUUGGAUGGAGAAAUUGAUCUGUCCACGUGUUACGAUGUGACCGAAUUCCCAGUUCAAAGGAACUAUGGUUUCCAAAUCCUGAGUAAAGACGGGGCAUGCACAAUGUCUGCGAUGACCUCUGGGAUUCGUCGUAACUGGAUUCAGGCCAUUCUGAAGAACAUGCGGCCCACCGUUGCCCCGGAUGUCACACGGAAAAACGUUUCACUGAAGCUUUCAGUUCUAAUGCCCAGUUCCCUUCCAGAGGAGCGAAGUAGAUCAAAUGUGGAACAAAACUUCAUCCAGCCCUCUCCAAACUCUUCACAACUCUCUAACAGCUCUGCAGUUGAAGCCCAAAGGUCACAUCAUGACAUCACAGACGUGGCUCCGUCCCCUGAGCAACACAAGAGCCGCGUCUCCAAGCGAGAGGGUCGGUCGAAAACCUUCGACUGGGCCGAGUUUCGCCCAGGACAGGAAAAUGAAAACGCUCGACCCCCAAGGAAGAGGGCAGAUACUUCAGUCGUUAUCUCCACAUCAUCUCCCUCCUCAUCUGAUUCCUCUCCUAUCUCUAGUUCCUCCUCUCCUCUGACGUCCUCCUCUAUUACUAACACCAGCCAUACUGACGAAUUGCCACAACGAGAUGAAGAAGAAUUGGUGCGGGAUUCUAUGUGCCAAGAGCACCAUCAUCAGACCACACUUGCCUCAUCUGUGUCCGAGCCACCUUCAAAGCACCCCCAUAAAAUGCCACAAGAACAGGCGAGAAUAGAUGUAGACCAAACCAGAGACACGCAGGAGGUCGAUGGUCAUCGAGUGGCCCGCAGAAACUCUGAUGUCCAAGUAGAGAUCGAGCAGAGGUGGUAUCAGGUGGAGACCACGCCCCUCAGAGAAGAAAAGCAGGUGCCAAUCACUGGCAGCUCCGCCCCUAACACCUCCAAUGCACCUGUUGAAGAGAGGCUCCUCCCACAAGAGCCAACCACCAUACUGGAAAAGGAGUUGGGUCAGGCACAAAAGGAGCUGGCCAGACUCCAACAACAGAACAGCGUCUUGCAGGAACAACUACAGGAUGCUCGUGGGAGAGAGCAAAAUGCUCGAGAAGGAUACAUACUACAGGCAACAUGCGAGCGGGGAUUUGCAGCGAUGGAGGAAACUCAUCAGAAGGUGAUCGAAGACAUUCAGAGGCAGCACCAGCGUGAGAUACGGAAACUUCUAGAGGAGAAAGAAAGACUGCUGGAGGAGGAAACUAAUGCCACUAUUGCUGCCAUUGAAGCCAUGAAAAACGCUCAUCGAGAGGAACUGGGGAAAACGCAGCGCACGCAGAUGAGUGGUGUGAGCGCAGACAUCCAAGAACUGCGCAGACAGUAUGAAGAGGAGCUUCAGUCUAUCUAUCGUGAGCUGGAAGUAUUAUCCGAGCAGUAUUCCCAAAAGUGUUUAGAGAACGCACAUCUGGCUCAAGCGCUGGAGGCAGAGAGACAAGCAUUGGGGCAAUGCCAGAGAGAGAACCACAAACUGCACACACACAACCAGGAUCUAAAUCAUCGUCUGAAUGAGGAAAUCACUCGAAUGCACUCCUGCGGCAGUGGAAACAAAGCAACUUCCUCUCUUACUCAGGGCAAAGACAUCUAUGAACUGGAGGUUUUGUUGCGUGUAAAGGAGUCAGAGAUACAGUACCUGAAACAGGAAAUCAAUUCUCUCAAAGAUGAGCUACAGUCAGCACUUCGGGAUAAGAAGUAUACAUCAGAUAAAUACAAGGACAUUUACACGGAGCUGAGUAUCGUGAAAGCUAAAGCUGAUUGUGACAUCAAAAAGCUGAGAGAGAAACUAUUGGCUGCUACUGAUGCACUCGGCGAAUUAGACACUGGGGGAGGAGCCGUUACCACUGGAUACGAUAUCAUGAAGUCGAAGAGUAACCCUGAUUUCCUGAAGAAAGAAAGGUCCAGACAGUUACGCGAGGUCAGGUCAAAGGCAGAGAGUGAGGGGUUGGUUGGGGGUAUCUGACUGCUGUGACCCCGUCUGGUAAAGCAGAGUUUGAAAGAGGGAUUGACUGUCCAGGAGCGGAUGAAACUGUUUGAAACAAAAGACUCCAGAAAGACAUAAUGUCUCUCAUGCAUCCUUUCUUUAUUUCUUAUUUGUAUUUGACAUUUCUUAAUUUCUUGAUUUAAGGUCUUCUUGCUUGGUAGAUAAAAGCAGGAUUAAGAUUUUUUUUGAGUGUGUCUUAAUGUUGAUUUGUGUGAAUUAAAUGAAUACAAUGUUUCAGUAUUUACAGAGACUCUCUCUAAUGAACCACAUAUUGUGAUGUUUUCUUUUGGUCUCUAUUAACAUUUAAGAUUGCAAAAGUUCUCCAUCAGUAUAUAUUGACACUUAAACUCAGUAUUUAACACUGCUUAUAAAGAACGCUGAAAGUGUGUGUAUUUCUCUCAAAGUCUUCUAAAAUGACAUUUGUAUGAUUGUUCUGAGAGACGAUUGUCAAAAGAGUGAUGAUAUUUUGCCAAUGAUACUGUAAAUAGAAGUUGUGUUUGUGCAAGUUAUGAUGCUUUUUCAAACUUUAUAGUACUGUAACUUUAUGAAGAUGAAAUGAUUUGGUUUAUAUAUGCUGGGUAAUUUGAGAAAACGGUGUGUGUGUGUUUUGUAGUGUAUAUUUGACUGUCAAAACGUUUUUGGGUGGUUUGUCGAAUGUGCCGAAAUCAUUUACUUGAGGGGAAUCCAAUUGCUGUUUUAAUUGCUUUUGUGUUGCUUUCAUGUACGAAAUAUAGAGCAACCCAACUUGAUGUCUGCUGUCAGUCUUGCAGCAUAAAACGUUCGGCUACUGAUAGUGAGUUUAGUUUUGUCCUGUAAUUCGAUUUGAACACAAAGGAAUUUUUAAGCUGUGGAAUUGUUUUGUUAUUCCAGCGUUUGUUUGUUUUAUACUUUCCUUUGCAUGAAUGUGAAGCACUUUGACAAGUCGCAAUGAUAUAUUUCUGUGCUCUUAUUUUGAAACGUGAUUCCAUUUUCCUUCUGUUCCAGAAUUCAGAACAUAAACACACACCAGAGAAAACUCACUGUAUAAUAUUCAAUACAUGCUUUGUAAAUAUUUGGUUUUAGAGAAAAUGUCUUUAUCCUGUUCUCAUUCUACAUAGAGAAAAAAAAUCUUUAUAUCUUUCUAUAUACAGUAUGUGUGCGUGCGUGUGUGUGUGAGAGAGCGAGAGAGAGAUAAACAAUGAAAUCUGUUCUGCCAUAUUCUGCUUGAUAAAUGGUAGUUGCUCUUUAACCUCCUGAGACCCCUUGUCCACAUUGUUUUGGCUUCGCUAUAAGCUAUUCCUAAUUUAAUUUAAACCAACUGAUCUCAGUUCAGGAGACUCUGUGCUGUCAGCAAAGGGUUAAACUUUGGAUGCAGCCAGUUGUGUGAUAAAACAACAUGGCACCGAUCUCAGCUGAGUGGGAGAAAUGCCAGCAAAAGUGCAUCUGGUUAGAAACCUCAUUAAGCUUUUACAUUAAAACCUGUUUGAGACAAAAGAUUAGAGUCUCUAGUUUCAUCCCAUAUGCCAUUUUUUUUAUAGAUCGAUUUUUUUUUCAUAGAUUUAUUGCGAAAUGUCACGCUGUUAAACACAAUUACCACGUAUGUGGACUAUAGGCUCAUUUUCCUUAAAAUAUCUUACAUUCUCGGUGCAUCACAUGGAAAAUCAAUGCAUCCAAAAUCUGAAAAAGCUGUUACUUUCAGAGGCUUUAUAUGGAGUUAAGAUGAAAAUAAGGAGCAUUUCAAACUGUUCUGAGAUCAGUGCAAACAGACAGCACUCUGGAGGUUAAGUCAUGCACUAAAUAGGGAGCAUCCUAUAGCUCUCUAUAACUGUUCUGAGACCAGUGCAGACAGACAGCACUCUGGAGGUUAAGUCAUGCACUAAAUAGGGAGCAAGGAAGCGUCCUAUAGUGCGUUCACUCCUAAAAUCUGAUCAAAAGUUCAGUUUCAGGCUGCAGAUGAUGUUUGGAUCACUCAACAUGUUUGACACACAUGGGACGAUGAUCAUCAGUACAUAGAUUCACCAUUUAUAAUGUAUCAUUUUAUUUGAACAUGGUUGGCUGUGAUUGGAUGAUGCUGGACAUUACUUAUAUCUGAAUUAAUUAUGUUAAUUUCUGAUGUAAUGUCUGUAGAAACACGAUUAACCAACACUCCUGGACACAUAAUAAACAAUUUGAUUUUUUAAAUUUUGGUUUUCUAUUGCUUGGUAUUAUUUAAAAUUCUCAACUUAGUCCCAAUGUCCACAUAUGUAGACAUACGUUUUUUGGAAGAUUAUUUGGUCUUUAUAUACAAAAGUUUAGAAUAAUGUAUUUAAUGUAGAUUUUGCUGUUUCAGAAGGAAAUUUGUAUUUUAAUUAAUACAAUUUUGGGGAUUCAUUUGCACUUUUCGCACCAAACUACAUUCAUCUCUAGGACACCGAAUGCAUCUCCUUCCUGAGCGGUGUGAUGACUGUGUGGUCCCAUGGUAUUUAUACUUGAGUACUAUUGUUUGUACAGAUGAACGUGGUAUCAGGCAUUUGGAAAUUGCUACCAAGGAUGAACCAGACUUGUGGAGGUCCACCAUUUAUUUUUUGGAGGUUUUGGCUGAUUUCUUUAGAUUUUCCCAUGAUGUCAAGCAAAGAGGCACUGAGUUUGAAGGUAGGCCUGAAAAUACAUCCACAGGUACACCUCCAAUUCAGUACACCUCCAAUCAGAAGCUAAUCGUCUAAAGUCUUGACAUAAUUUUCUGCAAUCUUUCAAGCUGCGUAAAGGCACAAUUAACUUAAUGUAUGUAAACUUCUGACCCACUGGAAUUGUGAUAACAUCAAUUAAAUUGAGUUGUAAGGUUGUAAAAGCAACAACUUGUGUACAGAUAUGUUU